AUGAGAGCAAACCAGCAGCAAGCUGCUGCUGCUGCAGAGCCCACAGUCUCGACGAACACCGAUCCAGCUGGCGGCAGCGGCCGCGACGACAGUGACAGCACUGUGGACCCCGCCGACAAGGCCGACUCCUUGGCGGAGAACGCAAGGGAAACGGCUGUCGAGGCCACAGUCUCAACGAACGCGUCUGAUCCAGCUGGCAGCUGCGGCGGCGACGACAGUGACAGCACUGUGGGCCCCGCCGACGAGGGAGGUUGCGACAGCGAGCCGGCCUCUGCCCCGGCGCUGUGCGAGUUUGCCGACGUCGAGACCCUUGAGCUGCUCAGCGCGCGGCUGCUCAACACUAUGGCGACACGGGUCGUGCAAGGUGGCCUGCAGCCCAGCGACGCAAUGGCCGAGGUUCGUGGGCUGCUCUCGGAGAAGCUCUCCUCGGCCAAGAAGGGCCCGCGCGGCCUCGCGGUGCUCCACGCCCGCCUGGAGAAGCUCGAGGCGCGGCGCUCGUUCGGAGGGCGCUUCGUCUCGAACGCGGCGGACAAGGUCGCGGGCAAGGCGCGCGAACUCGAGGUACGAGGCGAGUACCGGCACGGAGGCCGCCAGCGCCUCGCGCUGCAGCUGGUGCAGCGGUACGACACGACUCGGGAGUGGCACUGCGGCUGUGACAUGGAGCAGCUCGGCUCGACGGAGCGCGAGCGCCACCUGACGAGCUGCGUCUUCCGGCCGGUCGGCUGCUCGCACGCUGGCUGCACUGCCCUCUUCAGCGCGCGGUACGAGGCGGCGCACGACGGCAGCUGCGAGUUCAAGGUGGUGCGGUGUGCGCUCGGCUGCAAGGAGAGCCUGCCGCGGCGCGACAUGGAGGCGCACGUCGCAGGCCCCUGUGCGAUGCGGCCCGCCGAGUGCCCUUUCCGAGCGCUCGGCUGCCUCGCGCCGGGGCUGGUGCAGGGCGAGGUCGCCUCGCAUCUAGAGGAGGCGAGGGACGCGCACCUGCAGCUCGCCAUGGCGAGGCUGCUGCAGCAGGACCAAGAGCUGAGCGAGCUGCGGCAGGCCAUGACCGAGAUGAGGGCGGCGGCCGAGACGACCGCCGCAACGUCGGCCAGUGCGGCGGCGAGCACCAUCGCCGGGCUGCAGAAGAAGAUCGCGGCGCUGGAGGCGGGCCAGGCGGCGGCCCAGGCGGCGGCCAAAAAGUCGGCGGCGCAGGCCAAGGACACGACCGCGGCGCUGGCAACCCGUUUGGCCAAGUUGGAGCGAGAGCGAGGCUGA
This is a messenger RNA of Emiliania huxleyi CCMP1516, 1254 nucleotides long. RefSeq lists its product as hypothetical. The transcript has 2 exons. Bases 1 to 1254 code for a protein of 417 amino acids. The record is from RefSeq and is a predicted model, not a curated record. Gene Ontology annotation, molecular function: zinc ion binding. NCBI's taxonomy places the organism in Eukaryota, Haptophyta, Isochrysidales, Noelaerhabdaceae.